This is a messenger RNA of Metopolophium dirhodum (rose-grain aphid), 426 nucleotides long. Its product is annotated as SCAN domain-containing protein 3-like. Lineage: Eukaryota; Metazoa; Arthropoda; Insecta; Hemiptera; Aphididae. The transcript has a single exon. Gene Ontology annotation, molecular function: protein dimerization activity. The coding region runs from base 1 to 426 and encodes 141 amino acids. The record is from RefSeq and is a predicted model, not a curated record.
AUGGAUUGGGUGAGAAAUCCUUUCAUUGACUCAGCAUAUGAGACUGCAUUGUUUACCACUGAUGAAGAAAGUGAAUUGAUUCAUAUAAAAAAUGAUCGUGGUCUUAAGCUACAGUACUCUAAAUUAGUUGAAGACACUGCGAGAGAGUCAAAGUUAAAAAAAAUCAAAAUAAAUGUAGAGGUCUCAUCUUUUUGGAUAAAUCUAUUAAAUGAGUAUCCCAAGAUUUCAAGAAAAGCUAUGAAUGCGAUACUGCCUUUUUCUACAUCCUAUAUUUGUGAAGCAGCAUUCUCUUCCAUGAAUGCCAUCAAAACUAAAAAUCGAUCACAACUGAAGAACUUGGAAGACGACAUGAGGGUGUGCUUAUCAACCAUUCGACCACGAAGGAAGCUAAUAAUGAAGACAAAACAGUCCCAAAUUUCUCACUAA